GAAUUAAAAAAAAAUGGGUAAUACUGAAAGUAAUGUUGUGAGUAGUGUAAAAAAACAAACAGAUACUUCGUCAAUUGUUCUUUACAAACUGGUUGACUUGAAAGGUGGUGGUCUUUUAGUGGACAUGAUGAAACGAGCAACUCAAACAAAACAAUAUGCUGAAUUAGAUCAUGCAAUUAGAACUAAAGUUGAACCUUUUUUAUACAACAAAGGACGAGGAAUUUGGAUUCAUAUUAGUAAACUUAUUUUACUAAGAAACAAAGAACGUGGACGUCAUAAAUUGCUUCCUGUUUUAAAAGCUCUGGAAAAUCCGGAAAUGUAUGAUAUUAUUAAAGAGAUUGGUGAUGAGAUUGUAGACGAAACAAAAAUUGAUAAAAAAAUGUACAGAGAAGUUUGCUGGUAUCUACAUGAACGUGGUGCAGUUGGUGAAACAAUAUUGCAUUUGUGCAUGCUCAAUGCAACAGCAAUUCACGCUGAUUUGGCAAAAAGGCUAUUACGUUUUUACCCAAAACUUAUCAAUGACAUUUACAUAAGUGAUGAAUACUAUGGUGAAAAUGUUUUGCAUAUUGCCAUUGUAAAUGAGGAUCCAGCAAUGGUUAAAUAUUUAUUAGAUUCUGGUGCUGAAGUUCAUGAACGAUGCUUUGGAAAUUUUAUGUGUCCAGAAGAUCAAAAAGCAUCAAGAACUGAUAGUCUUGAUCAUGAAUGGGUAUCUGUAACUCCCGAGACAAAUUACAAUGGAUAUGUUUAUUGGGGUGAAUAUCCACUGAGUUUUGCAGCAUGUCUUGGACAAGAAGAGUGUUAUCGUUUGGUGUUAGCUAGAGGUGCUGAUCCUGAUAAACAAGACACAAAUGGAAAUACAGUUCUUCAUAUGCUUGUUAUCUAUCAAAAAGUGGCAACAUUCAAUAUGGCAUAUGAAGUUGGAGCAUCAUUAUCACUGAGAAACAAUCAACACUUGACACCACUUACUCUUGCAGCAAGACUUGCAACAGUUGAAAUGUUUUUUCAUAUUAUGAAUAUUGAAAGAGAAAUUUACUGGCAAAUUGGUAGUAUAACUUGUGCAGCAUAUCCACUAUCACAAGUUGACACAAUUGAUGUCACUACUGGAACAAUUAAUAACAAUUCAGCUUUAAAUUUAGUAGUUUUUGGAGAAAAAGAUGAACACUUGGAACUUAUGGAUGGAGUACUUGUAGAUCUUUUAAAUGCUAAAUGGAAUACAUUUAUAAAAUCAAGAUUUUAUCAGCAAUUUUUUUUAUUUUGUUUUUAUUUUAUUAUAUCAUUAAUAAGUUUUACAUUACGUCCUGGUCCAAAUCCAGCAUCAACAUCAAAUAAUCAAACAGCAACUACUGAUUCAUCAACAUUAUCAACAACAACAUCAGCAAUACCUGAUACAAGUGUUGAUCUUUACAUGUCUGAUCAGCUUAAUGAAGCUAUUCGACAAAUUGCAUCAACAUUGACAUCGAAAAUAGUACUGAAUCAAAAUUUAACAUCAACAAUUAUUGAUAAUUUAGUAACACAAUUUACAAAUAACAUAACAUUAAAUAUUAAAGAUAAUUUAAAUUCAUCAAUGUUUGUAAAUUCUAAUUUUUCAAGUUUAAAUGAUUCAUUAUUUGAUGAUACAUUUAUGGAUAUUAAUAAAACUCAAGUUAUAAAAUUUAAUGAUAGCAUAAAUACUACCACUUCAUCUUCUUUUUUUCGAGUUAUUAUGAACCAAGAAAAAUGGUGGAAAGAAUUGGCUGGUGAUUGUCGUCUAAUGCAGCUAAAUUCACCAACAGAAAAAAUACGUUUAACUGCUGAAAUAUUUAUGGAACUUGGUGCAUUUCUUUAUAUUGUUGCUGCUCUUAAAGAAGCUAGAUUUUUAGGUCUCAAUAUGUUUAUCGAAAAUUUAAUGACAGCACCUUCACGUGUUAUGUUUCUAAUAUCUUGUUGUAUACUGAUGUCAUUUCCAUUUUUACGUUUAUCAUGUGCCGACAAAGCUGAAGAUAUGCUAGCUGUUGUUGUAAUGCUAACAACUGCACCUUAUUUUUUAUUUUUUUGUCGUGGAUUUAAAACAGUUGGUCCAUUUGUCGUCAUGAUUUACAGAAUGAUUAUGGGAGAUCUGUUACGUUUUGUCUCGAUAUAUCUUGUAUUUGUCAUGGGAUUUUCACAAGCGUACUAUAUAAUUUUUUUAUCAUUUGAUAAUCCUCAAACACCUGAGGGAGUUGAUGAUUCAACGAGUAAUCCAAUGCCUUCACCUAUGGAGAGUGUAAUGGCAAUGUUCCUCAUGAGCAUGACGAAUUUCGGUGAUUACUAUGGAGCAUUUGAAAGAACGGAACACGAGAUAGAGGCCAAGUGUCUGUUUGUUGUUUACAUGGCAAUUGUGGCAAUAUUGUUGGUGAAUAUGUUAAUUGCUAUGAUGGGAAAUACAUAUCAAAAAAUUGCAGAAACAAGAAAUGAAUGGCAACGACAGUGGGCUAGAAUUGUGUUGGUUGUUGAGAGAGGUGUACCUCCAGCAGAAAGAUUAAAAAAACUCAUGGAUUAUUCACAGCCAAUGUCAGAUGGAAGACGAGCCCUUGUACUGCGGUUGCAUCAAUCGGAAGAAGAUAAAGAAGACAUGAAAGAAAUCUUGGAAAUGAAAAGAACACAUGACAGAUUAUAUAAAAAACGAAUGGAAAAAAUGAAUAAUUUAAAGGAAGAUUUUUUAACUGAAAUUCAAGUGGUUUAAUUAAUUUUAUA
Messenger RNA from Aphidius gifuensis, 2712 nucleotides. RefSeq names its product transient receptor potential cation channel subfamily V member 5 (gene nan). Bases 14 to 2701 code for a protein of 895 amino acids. Gene Ontology annotation, biological process: calcium ion import across plasma membrane. Lineage: Eukaryota; Metazoa; Arthropoda; Insecta; Hymenoptera; Braconidae. Gene Ontology annotation, molecular function: calcium channel activity; protein binding. The transcript has 15 exons. Gene Ontology annotation, cellular component: membrane. The record is from RefSeq and is a predicted model, not a curated record.